Dacryopinax primogenitus is the source of this 1753-nucleotide messenger RNA. RefSeq names its product dihydroorotase. Gene Ontology annotation, cellular component: cytoplasm. The record is from RefSeq and is a predicted model, not a curated record. The transcript has 6 exons. Lineage: Eukaryota; Fungi; Basidiomycota; Dacrymycetes; Dacrymycetales; Dacrymycetaceae. The coding region runs from base 39 to 1079 and encodes 346 amino acids. Gene Ontology annotation, molecular function: dihydroorotase activity. Gene Ontology annotation, biological process: 'de novo' pyrimidine nucleobase biosynthetic process; pyrimidine nucleotide biosynthetic process.
GACUCUCUGCUGCUCAACCACCUGGUUUUCCACCUAAAAUGGACACAAUUUCGCUGACAUCCCCUGCUGAUUUCCACUGUCAUCUGCGUCAGCCGCCGAUGAGCGAGCUAGUGACCCCCCAUGUUUCAAAAGGCGGGUUUCGACUAGCAUAUAUCAUGCCAAAUACGAAACCGCCGAUUACUACGACUGUGCAGGCGAUAGAAUACAAGAAACAGUUACAGAAAAUCGAACCGAAUGUUGAGUUCUUGAUGACACUAUACCUCUCUCCGGACUUGACCCCGGAGGAAGUCAAGAAGGCCAAGGCUGCGGGUGUGGUUGGGGUAAAGUCCUAUCCUCGCGGAGUCACUACGGGGUCUGAAGGCGGCAUCGAAUCUUAUGAGGUGUAUUACCCAGUAUUCCAGGCCAUGGAGGAAGCUGGACUUGUGCUCAACCUGCACGGUGAAGUUCCAUCGGAUGCCACGCAUAACAUCUGUGUGCUCAACGCAGAGAUCGCCUUUCUCCCCCAUCUGUUAAAACUUCAUACCGAGUUCCCAAAGCUAAAAAUAGUCCUCGAGCACGCAACCACUCGACAAUCCGUCGAGACCGUCAAGAGUCUUGGUGAAACUGUAGGAUGCACGAUCACUCCGCACCAUCUAGCUAUGACGGCAGAUGAUUGGGCGGGCAACUCGUGGCACUUCUGCAAACCCGUCGCCAAGUUCCCGGACGAUAGGCAAGCGCUGCAAGAUAUUAUCCGCGAAGGGCAUCCUCGUUUCUUCCUCGGCUCAGACUCCGCGCCGCAUCCCCCUAAGAGUAAGUCUACCGCUAUGCCAUCGUCGCCCUGCGCAGCCGGCAUAUAUACAUCCCCGAUCCUCCUUCCGCUUGUCGCCCAUCUUCUGGAAUCAUUUGGCGCAUUACAUAGGCUGGAAGCAUUCGUAAGCACCAAUGGACGGAAGUAUUAUGAAUAUGAGGUGCCACAAGGCACGGCCCCUGUCAAGCUGGAAAGAGCUCCUCUUCAGAUCGAAGAGGAGUGGAAACUGGACGGCGACGCUGUCGUCCCCUUCUGGGCGGGAAAACAGCUGAAUUGGUCUAUUGCACAAUGAGUGGGAUGGUACAUGCAGUACAGUGGACUACCAAGAGAUGUGACAACAGGGUUGAGCGGGGAGUAAUGUAACAAGAGGCAUACAUGCUGCUACUUUGACUUCGACAGUGAUACACAUAUGGCAGAGGCAGUUAACAAUGAAAUACAAAUUCGUUAAAUGAUUCCUUCAUCAGGACAGUGGUGUUCUAGGUGGAGUAGGCGUGGAGUUCAGUUGCUCGAGCUUCAAUGCGACCGCUCGCAUGCGCUGGAUGCCGCGAGAAUCUACGCGACGCGGUUGUCCGUUCUUGAUGUCAACUUCUUCGAUGAAAGAAGCGACAGUACCAAGAGAAGAUCCCAUUUCGCUGAGGAGUUGAGAGGGUAUACGUGGAUCCUCCUGCACGGUUACUAACUUAACCUCCCGCUGGGGAGGCUGGGCAGCCCGAAUCUUCGCCAACUCACUCUCUAUACCUACACGCACAGACAGCUUGUCGAUCUGUCGGGCGAGCUCCAAGAGAUCCUUCCGCAGCACGGCGUUCUCGUUUUCCAAUCUCCUGACUGUUUCCCUGAGUGCAGCGGAUGUGUCGACAGAGGAGAUGCGGAGCUCACGCAACCCAGGAACCAGAUGACUCUCUAGUCUGGAAAGAAUAGAUGGUACAGAUUCCAGUCUGGCGAGUUCUUUCAUCGUCUGACGGAGUC